Molecule: messenger RNA, 1788 nt
Organism: Cottoperca gobio
Lineage: Eukaryota; Metazoa; Chordata; Actinopteri; Perciformes; Bovichtidae
Gene: chd1l
Product: chromodomain helicase DNA binding protein 1-like
Exons: 15
Coding region: 70-1788 (572 amino acids)
Biological process (GO): chromatin remodeling; DNA repair
Cellular component (GO): nucleus
Molecular function (GO): ATP binding; DNA helicase activity
Source: RefSeq, a predicted model, not a curated record
GUGCAGUUGGACUUGUCUGUUCAUGUCUGUGCUGAAUAAAGUUGUGUUUGUGUGUUAACGUCUGUAAACAUGACAGACCUUUUGUUAAGAAUAAGAAACAGCGUAGCAGAGAAGAAGAAGACGUCUGUGUCUCAGAGAGACUUAGAGACGUGCGGACUCAGAGGGAUCCAGCUGAGGCGCUACCAGCUGGACGGGGUGCAGUGGUUAACCCAGUGCCUGAAGAACCAGCAGGGAUGCAUCUUAGGAGACGAGAUGGGUUUGGGGAAAACCUGUCAGACGAUCUCUCUGCUGGUGUUCAUGUCGGGAUCUCUCGGAGACAAAGGUCCGUUCCUGGUGCUGAGCCCGCUCUCCGUCCUGGAGAACUGGAGGAAGGAGCUGGAGCGCUUCGCUCCGUCUCUGACUGUUCUGUGUUACAAGGGAGACAAAGAGCGCCGGGCGGAGCUUCAGAGGGAAACGGGCCGACGGGACUUUCACCUUCUGCUCACGACGUACGAGUUGUGUCUCAAAGAUGCUUCGUUCUUGAAACGGUGGAAGUGGAAGGUUCUGGUCGUGGAUGAAGCUCACAGACUGAAGAAUCAGAACUCACUUCUGCACAAAGUCUUGACGCAGUUCUCAGUUGGUUUCAGAGUCCUGCUGACGGGGACGCCGGUCCAGAACAACCUGCUGGAGCUCUACUCCCUGCUGAGCUUCGUUCAGCCGAGCGUCUUCACAGCUGAGGAGACGGACAACUUCUCUAGCUCUUACGCCAACAUACAAAGUCAACCUGCUCUCGCGGCUGAGCUGCAGAGCGUCCUGGAGCCCUUCCUGCUUCGGAGAGUAAAGUCGGAAGUGGCCGUCGAUCUGCCGAAGAAGACGGAGCUGCUGGUGUAUCACGGCAUGUCGGCCCUGCAGAAGAAAUACUACAAAGCCAUUCUGAUGAAGGAUCUGAAGGCUUUUGGGAAUGAACUGGGCAACAAGAACCGGCUGCUGAACAUCCUGAUGAACAUGAGGAAGUGUGUGGACCACCCGUACCUGUUCGAUGGGGUGGAGCCAGAGCCUUUUGAGAUGGGGGAGCAUCUCGUUGAAGCCAGUGGGAAACUUUGCCUUCUGGACAGCAUGCUGACGUACCUCCAUAAAGGUGGCCACAGGAUCCUGCUGUUCUCUCAGAUGACGCGGAUGCUGGACAUUCUCCAGGAUUACAUGGAGUUCAGAGAUUACAGCUACGAGCGUCUGGAUGGCUCCGUCCGAGGGGAGGAGAGAAACCUAGCGGUGAAGAACUUCAGCAGCAGAGACGUCUUUGUGUUUCUGCUCAGCACUAAAGCAGGCGGAGUGGGUCUGAACCUCACAGCCGCUGACACCGUCAUCUUUGUGGACAGUGACUUCAACCCUCAGAACGACCUGCAGGCUGCUGCACGCUGCCAUCGGAUUGGUCAGAACAGGCCCGUGAAGGUGAUCCGGCUUCUGGCGAGAGACACCGUGGAGGAAAUAAUGUAUUCUCGUGCCGUGUCCAAGCUGCACCUCACCAACACUGUUAUUGAAGAAGGACGCUUCUCUCUGCUGGACCAAGCUCAGUCCGCUGCUGCAGGACUGCAGCUCAGUGAGAUCUUGAAGUUUGGGGUGGAUAAGCUUCUGUCAUCGGAGGAGAGCUCAGUGCAGGAGGUGAAACUGGAGAAGAUCCUCGGCCCGUCACGUGACGGUCAGUGGGCGGACGAAGAUUUACCCAUAAUCAGAGAAGAAGAAGAGGAGGAGGAGGAGGAGGAGGAAGAGGAGGGCUCUGAGUCUGACGUGCAGAGUAUGUUUCAUUUUUAA